Branchiostoma floridae (Florida lancelet) is the source of this 414-nucleotide messenger RNA. Its product is annotated as sperm acrosomal protein FSA-ACR.1-like. The coding region runs from base 1 to 414 and encodes 137 amino acids. Lineage: Eukaryota; Metazoa; Chordata; Leptocardii; Amphioxiformes; Branchiostomatidae. The transcript has a single exon. The record is from RefSeq and is a predicted model, not a curated record.
AUGGGAACCAGCCGAGUAGAGAAGGUGGAUGGGAACCAGCCGAGUGGCGAGAAGGUGGAUGGGAACCAGCCGGGUGGCAAGAAUGUGGAUGGGAACCAGCCGAGUGGCGAGAAGGUGGAUGGGAACCAGCCGAGUGGCGAGAAGGUGGAUGGGAACCAGCCGAGUGGCGAGAAGGUGGAUGAGAACCAGCCGAGUGGCGAGAAGGUGGAUGGGAACCAGCCGAGUGGCGAGAAGGUGGAUGGGAACCAGCCGAGUGGCGAGAAGGUGGAUGAGAACCAGCCGAGUGGUGAGAAUGUGGAUGAGAACCAGCCGAGUGGCGAGAAGGUGGAUGGGAACCAGCCGAGUGGCGAGAAGGUGGAUGAGAACCAGCCGAGUGGCGAGAAGGUGGAUGGGAACCAGCCGAGUGAUGGCUGA